CAUUGUUUAAUGAUAUUCAGAAGGUCCCUCAGUCAAUGUGCUGAAGGAAGGCUCAACAUGUGGCUGAUCUGGAUCCUCUUCAUUGAAGUCCAUCUGCACACCUGUGCUGCAGCUCUAGUGAAUUCAACAGAACCCUCCAGUGGAAGCACAGUGACAGGGAGUACCCAGCUGAGACUGAAUGGGAGCAGCCCCUGCACUGGGAGGGUGGAGGUUCUCUAUAACGGGCACUGGGGAAGAGUGUGCAGCCACUCCUGGGAUCUGCCUGAUGCUGAGGUAGUCUGUAAACAGCUGGAGUGUGGGGCUGCUGUUUCUGCACCCCAUUAUAAACGCCCAGGCCGCCUCCCUGAAGACAGAGUGCUGAAUAGCGUGGGCUGCCUGGGGAACGAGACACAGCUGACGGAGUGCAAGUCCAGUCCGUGGGGGAGGAAGGACUGUCAGCAUGACUGGGAUGCUGCUGUGAUUUGUGCAGAAUCUCAGGAAGGAAAAGAAGCACUGGAAAGAGAAGAACUGCCGGUUAAGGGGAUCUGCCAGUAUCCCUUCAUCAGGUCCAGAGUGGGGAUAAACCUAGCCAUAGACAUCGAACUUGGCAAUGGCGUUUACCUUACAGAAAUCAACGCAUAA
Messenger RNA from Acipenser ruthenus (sterlet), 621 nucleotides. RefSeq names its product scavenger receptor cysteine-rich type 1 protein M130-like. The record is from RefSeq and is a predicted model, not a curated record. Gene Ontology annotation, cellular component: membrane. The transcript is spliced from 5 exons. NCBI's taxonomy places the organism in Eukaryota, Metazoa, Chordata, Actinopteri, Acipenseriformes, Acipenseridae. Bases 10 to 621 code for a protein of 203 amino acids.